AUUUUAUUUCUUUCGUCGUAAAUCCUUCGAGCAAGGGACAUUUUGGCUGGGAUCGGCAGUAACAUCGCGUCGUCGAGGAAUUCGUUACUUCUAGGAAAAUCUCUCGUAAUUGGUGAACUUGGUGGCGAUUGUGAUCCUGUCCCGGGGAAAGUGCGGUCUUUCCAAAUGUGUCACUCGUUACCUGGUGGGAAUGGCAGCGGCCGAUCUCCUGGUCGUUAUCUCCGAUCCGCUGCUGAGGAUGACUGCUUCGAUUUAUUUUCCCCGAUCAUUCCUGUCCGUCACUCCUGUGUGCAGACUCGGUCUAUGGUUUGCUGUUGUGAGCACUGCGACCUCAGUCUGGCUGACGGUCGCUUUCACCGUCGAUCGGUUUGUGGCUAUUUGCUGUGAGAAGCUGAAAACAAAAUAUUGCACCGAGAGAAUGGCGGCUGUGGUUAUCGGGAUAGUGACUGUGCUGGUUUGUCUGGAGAGUGUCCCCUGUGGCUUUGUAUACGGGCCUGGAGAAAUAGCUGAUGGUGUUCCCUGGGAUUGUGUUUAUACAACGAGCUACAAAAACUCCCCCGCAUGGUUGAUGUUUGCAAUAUUUCAUCGCAUUUUAACCCCUUGUAUCCCAUUCUUUCUGAUUUUGCUGUUCAAUAUUCUGACCAUCAGGCGGAUUCUAGCGGCCAGUCGAGCCCGCAGCGGGCUCCGGGGACAAAAGAGUGGAGAGAAUGACAGGGACCGAGAGAUGGAGAACCGACGCAAAUCCGUCGUUUUGCUCUUCAGCGUAACGGGUAGUUUCGUAUUGUUGUGGGGAACAUACGUGGUAUUUUUUAUCUGUAGACGUAUUUCAAUGAGUUUUGUUGAUUCUAUCACGGCUCCCCGUUAUGUCACACAACACACGUCAGAAAUGCUGCAAAUUCUCAGUUCCUGCACCAACACGUGUAUUUACGCCCUGACCCAGAGCAAAUUCCGAGAGGAACUAAAAAUUGCCGUGAAAUACCCACUGAAUCGGAUUUUGAAACGCAUGAAACGUCAGUAAUAAUGGUGUAAAAUAGUACAAUUUAGCUGCCUUCAAGCACCCUAUUCGGACCGAGACCCUUCGUCAUUGUCCUGUCCACCGUGUGCACUUUUUCCUUUUGUGUGUACUUCCUUAGAGUCGCAAAACAGCUGUUUACAGCUGAUCCCGAGGGCAUCUCUGGGAUCCCAAACAAAUCCCCUUUACACCUCACGUCCCGUCCUGUAAAAAUGAAGACUGAGGCGAACCUGUUUCCCCUGCUUCCCGGUUCUGACAAAACUGCCUGACCUUGUAGUAUAAUUCCGUCUGUAUCAACCCCUCCUGCUCCCGUCACAACCCGUCUUUUCCUUCAUCCUCUUUUUCCCCGCCUUCACUACCUGUAUGUUCUCGUUCUCACUGCCAACUUGAUCGAUCUUCCUAUAGGAGAACUUUAAUUUUGUUUUUACAAUUGAAGACAAUGUACCGUUACAUUCACUUGUAGAGUAGGGAGAGGUCGCGGGGCAUAGGGACAGAGCAAUUGUGACAUUGUCGAAUUUGUGGUUCUCCUCCAGCAGUGAGAUCGGCUUG
Molecule: messenger RNA, 1561 nt
Organism: Hypanus sabinus (Atlantic stingray)
Lineage: Eukaryota; Metazoa; Chordata; Chondrichthyes; Myliobatiformes; Dasyatidae
Product: probable G-protein coupled receptor 139
Exons: 2
Coding region: 191-1018 (275 amino acids)
Biological process (GO): G protein-coupled receptor signaling pathway
Cellular component (GO): membrane
Molecular function (GO): G protein-coupled receptor activity
Source: RefSeq, a predicted model, not a curated record